CAUAUCAACCAUUUAAGACUUGAUUUUGAUGUUUUUGACCCUGGGCAAUUUAACAACAAGCCUCUUGUUAGUUAACCGAGAAGAAAUAGCGUAGAAGAAAUAUCAACUUUCAUGAUUGUAACUAUUACCUACUGCCACGCGCCAGAUUAUUUUAGGAACUUGAGUUUUGUAGUUAUAUCCUAUUGGACAAAUUCAAAGCAGGAGGCAAUGACAACCUACGCUACCACUCAACCGCUUCCAGCAUCAUACAUAGUUCAGUCACCUGGUAUUGUUACUGCAAAUGAAGAGCCACAUCGCGCAACAAAAAAUAAAAGCACUUUUCUUGGAAUUGGGAUCGCUGAAGUAUCCAUCGGAGCUCUGUGUGUGUGUCUUGGAAUAGCAGUUUACAUUGUCAUACCUUUUCCGUUCAGCUAUGUUGGAGCAGGAUUAUGGGGAGGUAUCUGGUACAUUAUAUCGGGCAGCCUUGGAAUAGCUUCGGGUGUGAACCCAAACGAUUGUAACGUUGUGGCCGGGCUUGUAAUUUCUAUACUUGCUAGCCUAGCGGCUUUCGGCGCAGCGAUCGCGGAUGCUUUGGCUGCGACAUUCUGGGCAGCUCUUACAAAUGGGACUAGCACAUUGGUUGGAAUCCACGGAGCUUUGGCAUUUCUAUCAUUUGUCGAAUUCAUAUUGGCUAUUGUUCAUUCGGCAUAUUGCUGCUCAGCAGGCUGCGGAAACCGUACACACCAGGGUCGCGUGAUAGCCUCAACUACAGUGAUGACCGUUCCGGUAGGAAAUGCAGGCUAUCAACCUCAGCCACAAGUUCAAACUUACGCCAAUUGGAAUACACACCCGCAACAGAUGCAGCAGCCAGCUCCGGUUUAUACACAACCUGAUAAAUUUGCAAACGCGUAACAAGGUGUUGCUCCGUGUUAUACUCUACCUUCCAAGCCAUGUGAGAAACGAUAACAACAUAUUUGGAUGAUAAAAAUAUAUAUCAAAGAAAAGACAUGAUAGUAGUAGUAGAUCGCUUUGUGCCUAUAUAUGUAUAUAUUGGUUGCUGUUGUUUUGAUAUAUAAGCUUAAAACACUGAACAUAGAAUAGACUUGAUAUAUAUGCUGUUACGUAAUUUCAACGUAAGAUGUCAGUUGCAACAGAUUAUAGUUUUUACUACUAGCUUACCACUGAUGGGCGAUCGAAAGUUGGAAAAGGAGCCACAGAAGAUACAACGGGAGGGGGCAAAAACAGUCGGGGGGAACGACUGCCGAUACCAGUAAUUCAAGCUGUUAUGAACGAGCCCAGAUAAAUAAACCGCUUCCCUACACUAUUGAUCAGUGUCAUUCCCGCGAAAUGAGUCCGCUUAAAUUCGCGCUGAAUAUUUGGAC
Messenger RNA from Styela clava, 1361 nucleotides. RefSeq lists its product as uncharacterized. Gene Ontology annotation, cellular component: membrane. Lineage: Eukaryota; Metazoa; Chordata; Ascidiacea; Stolidobranchia; Styelidae. The record is from RefSeq and is a predicted model, not a curated record.